Lymnaea stagnalis (great pond snail) is the source of this 7610-nucleotide messenger RNA. The record is from the annotation of a GenBank genome assembly. NCBI's taxonomy places the organism in Eukaryota, Metazoa, Mollusca, Gastropoda, Lymnaeidae.
GUGUUUGUGUAUGGUACAAGAGAGUCAACAUUUGCAAGAAGACAAAGUCAAAUGUCAAAACGCAUUCAGUAUUUUUGGGUUUAAUAUUUAUAUAUGUAGAAGUCAUCGAGAUAUGCUAUUUCAAUGGAAGACACACAUUUAUUAUUUUAUACCUUUACUAAAUGUAUUGAAUGACUUACCGGUAUAUGGUUUGUCGGUAACUGUUGGAACCUGCAAUUUAUGGAAUGUAAUGUUUAACUGGAGAACAAGACUUGAACACAUCUCAGACAUUGUAUGUUCAUAAGGCAAGGUAAUCUACACCUUGAGCGUCGGUUAUGAAAAAAUCCUGUUUUUUUGGUUUGAAGGAGUGCAUAGAAAGAUUUAAGAUAUAUGCUUCCAGGCUCUCUCAUUGAAAUGGGCAGAUGGGGGCUUAUGGCUUAUGCCAAAAUAAACCAGAUCAGGCAGAAUAUACAAACUCAAACACUCCAUUGUGAUCCAUCCCAUCAACAAAAUUUUGUUGACCAAAUGAUGCAGGUGUCCACACACAGAUGGAUGCGCUCAAAAUGAAAAGACAUAUAUUUGCAUGAGUUAAUGUUUUUCAUGGAGAUAUUUUUAAAAGUUCAUUGUUAUGGCCAUGGGUUUUGAGGGGGGGGGGGGGGGGGGGGGGGGGGGGGGGUGGUGGGGGCGACGACGACAACUAUGAAUAAUCUCUAGUUAUGUUGUCUUCUUACAUUAAAUUGUUUUAAUUUUUAUAUUUAAAAAUUUUGUCCUGAAUUAUUUAAAUGCCAUGUGCUGAAAUUAAUUUUUUCAUAACCGACACUGCAGUGGUAAAUUACCUCAUUUAAAUUGACUAAUAAAUUAUUAUUUCUUGCCACAUACAGUAGUUUUGUGGGUAAUCUCUAAUUUUAGCAAAAUAAUAAAAAUAAAUAUGCAAUUUUCUGUGUACUGGUAUAAUUAGGAAAGUGCACAGCAACAGAUCUGUUUACUAUUAAGAUUUUUGCAUACAACGUACAAUUUUGAGGUUUCUUUUAUAUAUGAUUGUACGCAAAGACCUUUCACUCUCACAACUACAAUUUUAAGAAACCGGGUUGAAAAUAUAUACAUUCUGGUAGUUUUCCCGAUUAAAAAAUAAUAAUUCAAAAGUAUAUUUUCGGGUACCCGGUACCGGUAUUAGUUUUAACCCGGUUUCUACAUCCAAUAAUGAAUGGAUGGAGAAAUACUAUUGACCCAUUUGUGUCUAUUGCCUCAAGCCUUCAAACCCCUAGUGCAUGAUUUCCUCAUCAACACCAGUAACUGAAACAUUGCAAAUCCCAUCUACAUGCAUAGGAGCCAAAAUGGUCAAUAAAUUGAUCGUGGGCCCUUAAGAUAUAGAAGAAGACCCACUUACAGCUUGUGAUAGUUAUCAUGGACACUAGCGCUAUAAAAGUCCUCAAUCUUCAUCAGUCUAUACUAUAAUAUAUUAGUGGGAGAUAGGCUUAAUGGAUACUGGUAUCAAUUAAUUUUUUUUAAACCAGCUUUUCCUCAAUAAUAAAUUUCAAGUUACUUGGUAGGUUUUUUAAAUGAUGUCAUCAUUUAUUACCGGUAAUUAAAAUAAUUAACUCUUAUUUCAAGUAAUCUUAUUUUAUGCUUCGAGUUUGAACCACAUUAAAUGUCACCAGUAACUAUAUUUUUACCAGUGAAAGACUGUGAUAAUCCUAAUGUGAUCUGCACCUCCACUCAAUAUAAAUUAAUAUUUAUAGUAAAUGCACGUCUGCAAAACUAAGUGAUCCCAGAUUGCAAUAUAAUCAUCAGUCAUCUACUUUUAGAAGUUACCUUUUUUGACACCAGUUUAACUAGAUCUUACUAGACACGUGGUGCGAGUAGUUAUUGUAUACAUUAUACCUACUGCAUUUUUUUUAUCGGGAAAGCUUUCCACUUCUAGGCACAAAUAGGCAAAUAGGACUUUCAAGCCACUUGAGUACUUACAGUCGAAUAUAGUUUAUAUAGCCUUGUUCCUCUUCAUGUGUGAAGAACAGAUACUAUUUUUAAACAAAAGGAAAUGUACAUCAUGGUUAUGAUAGAAUGAUACCAACUACUGACUAUUCCAGUUAACCCUUGUUGACAAAUGAGUCAAAAAACAACAUCGUACCCAUGCCAAGUACUAUUUUUCCAGCACACGAAAUGCAUGGCCUGUCUGGCUUCUCUUUAAAACUAAUUAUGAGGAUUAUUUUAAAUAAAUACACACAUUUUUCUCUGAUGCCUGAGUUGUACAUUGUAAAUUAAGAGGCAUUAAAAUAAUGUUUUUAAACACCUACUUUAAUUUAAUUUAAAUUUAUUGUGUUCUAAGCAGUCAAAACGAGAAGAUGUUGGUUACUGUAUUUAAUUUAUUCAUUUAAUGAGAUAUUGCCAAUAUUUAAGACGAUUAGAAAAAGUUGCAUGCUUAAAAUUAACUGAGUUCAUUGAAAUUGAAAUGAAAGUUAAAUUAUUUUAAAAAAUCCAAAAUAAUAAAAAGGUCACUAACCCUAAUUAUUCCACUGUUACUAGCAUAAUGCUUAAAAAGCUAAAUAAAUAUACAUUUUCAAAUUAGAAUAACCUUGGUGAGUCAUUGAACAAUUUAGUAAAGGUAGAGUCAAUAUGGUAUUUGAGGAAGUAGAUUUUGUGGAGAGGGAGAAAUAAAAGUAAUGUGUUUUUUAAUAAAUUAUGUCUGAAAUUUGGAUCAGAAUUGAAUGUUAUUAAUGUUUUUCUACAAUUAGUGUUACCGUACCUUUUUAAUCUUGCUAAAUCCUUGUUUAUUUAUAGCCUGUUUUAAAUUAAAUAUUACAUUUACAUAUGUACCGUAACUGAAAAUUUAGAAGUAGAACACAUAUUAACAUUACAAUUCUCAUACAAAAAGUGUGAAGUGUGAAAUAAAAUCUAAAUAAUCUCUAUUUAUUAAAAAUUUUCCACUGGCUUCAGGUAAAGGAAAAUGAUAUUGACAUAGUGGUAUUUCAAGAGGUGCGUGUUACUGAGAAUGAAAUAACAGGUCGAAUAGAGUCUCAGCUGGAUGAGUUCAAGAGUCUACCAGAAUACAAAUGGGCAAUAACAAAAGCAGCAGGACACAUCUUAAAACCAAAAGACUCAUACUGGUAUGGAUGGAACAAGGAAGGUAAGUUAUUUAAAAGAAAUGUUAUAUUUUCAUUAUCUUUGGGUAAUCGGCAUGAAGAUAAUGUCUAUCAGUACUAUCAUUACCCCAUUAACAAAACACAUCUGUCCCCUGUAUUUCACCCUGAAUAAUAUCUUAAUGUUAAAUGCUUUGCACCUCAGUCAUACGCUAAAAGGACUUGAAAAAUUAAUGAAAUUAGAGGUACAUAGUACAGGUAUGUGAAAACUUGAUGUAGACAUUACAUAUCAAUGAAUAAUAUACUAAUAUAGCCGAAAGACUUAUCACCAAAACAAAAAAAUGACAUGUAAAAAUAAAGUAGCACAUAUUAAUUUUUUGGUUAUCUAUUAGGUUUUGGUUUUCAUAAAUUUGUUCUUUUAACAAACACUAAGAAACUAUAAACUAAUCAUCUGCAGGUUUGGGCAUCUUGAGUCGGAAACAGAUUAUGUCAUCCAGCAUUGUAAAUCUGACAACUUCUGGAAACAUAGAUAAAAAUCCUAGAAUUGCAAUACAUGCCAAAGUCAGAGUGGGACCAAAUGAAAUGGAUAUCAUCAACAUCAUUGUCGUUCAUUUUUCUUAUGACAGAGAACAGCAGUGUCAGAAUGCUGAAAGCAUAGUGCAAUUAAUUCAUAGUAGGUUGAAGGUCUAUUAUUUUUUUUUGUUUUGUAUCUCUAAAAAAAGACAGCUGAUUGAAAAUGUUUCUAAAUUCGGAAUAAAGAUUCAAGAUUGUGUACAAACGAUGCAGAAAAUUUACUUAAAUCAUACUAAAAAAUACAUUUUUUUUACUACUUCAUUCAUAAUGUAAGUAUUGCUAUUUAAUAAUGUUAAAUAAGUAGCCAUGAAAAAUCCGAACUAUAGUAAUUUAAGUUUUUAUUUUGGGAAUCGUAACACUGAGCAUUUUAAAUAAAACCAUUACUGGUCCCAGGGUACCUCGUAACAUUUUUUAGUCCAUCAAGGAAAGAAUGAAGUAAUGUAAUGUAACCAUUUUAUUUUUCUAAUUAUUUCUUCUUUAAAAAAUUUACAAUACAACUUAGAGCUAACACUAAAGUUCCGGGUGAUCUGUGCAUUAUGUCUGUAAUAGUUAAAAAAAAAGUUAAAUUACAUUUGCAGGAACAAUAGAAAUUUGAAUUUUCAAAUCAGGUUAAUUUGAUGUAUACUUUUAAAACACAUAGUUCCUUAAGAAUUAAUAAACAAUAAACAAAGUGCAGUAUUAAUUCCAACUGUAUUAUUAUUAUACAAUACUGUAAAAGAUAAUAUAAUGUGUCCCAAGUUCCCAUGACUAACUUGAAAUUUGAGUUUGAUGAGAAUCUAGGUUCAGAAAAGGCAUAUUUUUUAUUUUACAGGAGGUCAAUUGAACAAUGUAAUAGUAGUCGGGGAUCUGAAUGCCUACACUGACUUUCCAGGACCAGUGGAUGUUUUCACAUCCAAGCGCCAGUCAACCUGUUUUAUAAAAAGUAAACAAGCAGCUGGCACUAUUCUUGGCACACUAAAAGAUGCAUGGAUCUCACUGGACAAUGAUAAGGCCAACGGUCUCACUUUCAGCAACAUGGUACUGUCAAUAUUAUUUGGAAAGAAAUACACUGCUGUUUAGUUAAAUUCAUCAAACAUCACAAUACCAAUAUUUAUCAUUUUUAACAAGGGAUAAGAACUUUAAAUUUAAAAAAAAUUUAUUCAGUUGCAAUCAAAUUAUUGGAAUUUCGGAAUUCAACAUACCGGUACAUCAAGUUUAUUUUUUUGUUAAUUGAGAAAAUAUUUUUGUAUAGUUAAAUUAUUUACAAUUGGGGUUUUCUUAAAAAGAAUUUUUGUUAAUUAUUUGUUUGAAAGAAAGAAAUAUGUGUGACUCAGACCUACAACUCAUCUUAAACAAAUCAAUAUAUCAUUAUCAUCAGUGGUGCUACAGGCCAUAAAGGCUUCGGCCUGCCUCACCACAUCCUUCAAACAUCCAUUUGGAUUGUUUCAUGGCUUUCCGCCUCCAUGUUCUGACCCCCAGCUGAUGUAAGUAUUUUAAGUCCUCAGCACCAUUUAUCCAUCUCAGUUUAGUCAACCGAUGAGCAGUCUGCCUCUACGUUUCUGCCUGUAGUUCACUUUUGCUGCUCUACAAUCCGGCAUCCUCUCAAGGUGUCUUGUUCAGUUCAGUCUGCCUUUUUAAAUUGUUGAACAAUUGCUAUAUCUCUUGGUUUGUCUGCAUUCUCCAUCCAUCAUUCUCUUAUCAGUUUGUGAUAGUUCCGCUGGUGCUCACAUAUAUGCAUCUGAUAACUUUUUCUAAUGUUAUGUUGAACAGGAGACAUGAUUAAUAAUGAGUCUCCUUCCAGAUUCUGGAUAUGAGGUCGUGUAUUUAUCUAUGUAGCUAGUUUCCACCUAGUUUUGUCAAUUCUGAAGUGUUAAAGUCUGUUCCUGGAGCUUUGUUUUUUUUUUUAUGGUGAAGAUGGCAUCUUUUGUUUCAUUUAGUGUUGGUUGGCUACAUUGGUUACUCCAUAUGAGCCAUUUAGCAUCCCCUACUUAAAGUGAUGUAUCCAUCUCUGUGAUAUCCAUUUCUUUUUGUACAGCUCUUUAUGGCUUUAAAUUAUCAUGGGAACGUAGUGUUCUCAGAAUACUCAGAUCUUGGAUUUUUUCAGUAAGCUUUACAUUUCUUUGUAUUUAUUGCAACGCCGGCCUUUAGGGUGUGCGACCUGUGCUCUUGCGCAGGGCGCCUUGGCCAUAGUGGAGCCUGUGGCACCCAAUAAAUAUUUAAAUUCCCUUAGUUUAUUUUAGUGAAGUGUGAACCUCGGUUCUGGGGUCGAGACCCACAAAGGUGGUGUGGAAAUGGAACAAAGUAACGUAGAAAAACUAUACAGUCUAAAUUAAUGUGCAUGUUAAAAUGCGUAUGGUUAGCUACAUGUAUAGCAUCAUAACACGUGCUCCAUAGACUACGUCAUAAUCUGAAAAAGAGGGGAGCCAUACAGGGACAGGGAAGGGGGCGCCGAAAGGUUGCUUACCUAAGGACGGCAUUGUUUAUUGUUUAGAAAGUGAUUAUUUUUGCCUUUUAUUUUUAUGUUUAUCGUUUUUCCAAUUUAUAUACAGGUUGUGGAGAUCUUUUGAGUUUUUUGGGGGGAAAUAUUCCCUUUUUUCUGAUUUUUGUUUACCAGGACAUUUGCACAAUAAUAUGUUUUUUGCCCCUUUUUUUUUCUUUUUCAGCCAGAGCCAGGUCUUGUGAGCAGACCUGACAGAAUUCUUGUGCCUCAGAAUUUUACAGUGACAUUGACGAUGACAGCGGGAGAUGGUGUCGACUACAAGAGGCAUUAUUACCUCUCUGUCUUACUAAGCAGAGCCAAAGCUAUCAUUAAAACAUCAUUUGAUGCCUUUGUGGGGAAAACAGGGUACUCUUGUCUCCAAGACUGUGGACCCCACGGAUCUUGUCGUUGUGGUGUUUGUGUUACUGGCGGGAACCAACACAACUGCAACAUUCCAGACUGUUCUGAAUGCGGCAACAACAAAUUUAUCAUUUUUAUUUUGAUUACUGUUCCACUCUUCACUGCCGUGUCAACCGUGUUUUUCUCCAUUGUUAAAAUACUCUUGGUCUCAUCCAGGUUCAGCCAACAAGAUCUCUGGGAUAUACUAGGUUACAGGUGCUGCUUGUUCAACAAACAGUUGUUUCUGUGUAAAGCCGUGCCAAGAAGGUACAAAGCCAACUUAUCCAGAUUUCUCCUUCUCUGUCAGCUUCCACCAGUGUUACUUCUGUUGUUGAUGUCCUUUGUGAUAUUUGGCUUAUGUGUUUCAUUUUAUUUGAUUUUAAAGGAUAGCAUUAACUUGGCCUAUGCUGUGUUACCGGAGGAAAUGUUCCCUUCUGAUCAUUUAAUGGUGUUGACCAAGCUUAACUUUUAAAUAUUUUUUUGUGCCUAAACUUGUAUACCUCAAGUACCUGUACAAACUAUUAAUUAAAUUUUAAACUAUUUCGUUUAUUUAAUGUGAAAUUAAUUUUUAAUGUAAUGUAAGUGCCUUACCGGUAACCGUUUAACUUAACCAGUUCUUUUUAUGAUGAGUGUUUGAAAAUGUUACAAAAUUAAAAUAAAACAAGCUUAAUUAUUUUUAAUCAAAGAUUAUUAAGCAACAUCUUAUUUUGAAGGAUGAAUUUUGAAGGAUGAAUAAUAAGAAAUGAAUUAAGAAUAACUGAACUUACUAUAGUAAUUAUAAAUUAUAGUUCAUUGACUUGAACUUGAAUGUUUUAAUAGAAAUUUUCAAUCUCUUUUUGUGGUAAUUCACUUUUGUUAUUUUUGGUACCAUACAAAUUUAUCAAUAUUUAAAUGUGUUUUAAAAGUGUUAUGGACAUCCAUUAUAGUAUAAACUCAUAUUUGUAAUGAGGCAUUAUGUCAAAAUAUACAACCACAGUUUGGCCUAUUUAAGGAUAAUGUUAAGAAUAACUUCAUUUUCAUGUUUAAAGAAAAUAUUUAAGUGAGCUUUCUUCCUAAUAUAUUUACCAUAAUGAUGUUAUUUACUCUUAAUAUGAAAAUGUUGAAUAAAUAAAAUACGAUACAUG